Ilex paraguariensis (yerba mate) is the source of this 322-nucleotide messenger RNA. The record is from the annotation of a GenBank genome assembly. Lineage: Eukaryota; Viridiplantae; Streptophyta; Magnoliopsida; Aquifoliales; Aquifoliaceae.
GGUGGUGAUCCUUCCUUCCGACCUUCGAAUUUCAGAGGAUUUGGUUGAUGACUUACUUGCUCGGAAUGCCCUUCAAUUAUUGGUUGUGCCUUAGCUCGAGGACUGUGAACAGGGCAAAGAGGAGAAGAAGAUGCUCCUUUCAAGUUCCCAGGAGUUGGAAAAAUACAGCAUUUUGGAGGUUGAUGCUGUGAAGGCGACUAAGGAGAUUGACCGACUUAAAUCCAAUGUUGCGAAACUUACUGAUCAAAAUGAAGAGCUUAACGGAAGACUAAAGGAGGUUGUCAAGUUUGAGAAGAAAGCCUUGGAUGAAGCUUCUCGUUGA